GCUGGAGAGCCGGGAGUCGCUGGGUGCGCGGGGCUGCCUCGCAGCGCCUCGCCACGGGCUCUGCCAGCAGACAGCCUUGGCACACAGGCACAAGAGCUGGAGCCCAGAGAUGAGAGUGCCCGCAGGAGACCCUGAAUCGAGGGUACACAUGAAGCCCCAACCUCUUCAGCAGAACUUCAUCAGCACGUUUUUCUGAAGAGAGGGAAAUUAACCAAGGCACAGAGAGGCCGGUGACCCCAGCCUGAGAUCCAUCUCUGCUUUGUCAGCUGCUUCUCACAUUUUCAUAGCAGCCUCUGAGAUGAGGCUCAGAGGAGUCCCUUGCCCAGGCUCAUUCAGCCAGGAAGUGGCAGAGCUGGGAUUUGAACCCGGCUUACCUGACUCCUUGAAUGACCAGAGACUUCAGCCCUCACUUUGCUUCUGGAAAGAGGUCCAGCACCCCUGAGCCUACCCAGGACACGGGCAGGAGCCUCCUGCAUGGCCUCCCGAUCUCCAUCCUCAUCCCUCAGGGGCUGUCUAUAGAAUGUGAGCCUGGCGGGCUGCCAGCUAACCUGUCGCUGAAGCCCCAGAAGCGGGUCCUCAGGCCGGGCCUGCCCCGCCUCCGGCCCAGCAUGCGCCUGUCGGUGCGGAGGGUGCUGCUGGCAGCUGGCUGUGCCCUGGUCCUGGUGCUGGCUGUUCAGCUGGGGCAGCAGGUGCUAGAGUGCCGGGCGGUGCUGGCGGGCCUGCGGAGCCCCCGGGGGGCCAUGCGGCCGGAGCAGGAGGAGCUGGUGAUGGUGGGCACCAACCACGUGGAAUACCGCUACAGCAAGGCCAUGCCGCUCAUCUUCGUGGGCGGCGUGCCGCGCAGUGGCACCACGUUGAUGCGCGCCAUGCUGGACGCCCACCCCGAGGUGCGCUGCGGCGAGGAGACCCGCAUCAUCCCGCGCGUGCUGGCCAUGCGCCAGGCCUGGUCCAAGUCUGGCCGUGAGAAGCUGCGGCUGGACGAGGCGGGGGUGACGGAUGAGGUGCUGGACGCCGCCAUGCAGGCCUUCAUCCUGGAGGUGAUUGCCAAGCACGGAGAGCCGGCCCGCGUGCUCUGCAACAAGGACCCAUUCACGCUCAAGUCCUCGGUCUACUUGUCGCGCCUGUUCCCCAACUCCAAGUUCCUGCUGAUGGUGCGGGAUGGCCGAGCCUCCGUGCACUCCAUGAUCACGCGCAAAGUCACCAUCGCGGGCUUCGACCUCAGCAGCUACCGCGACUGCCUCACGAAGUGGAACAAGGCCAUCGAGGUGAUGUACGCCCAGUGCAUGGAGGUGGGCAAGGACAAGUGCCUGCCUGUGUACUACGAGCAGCUGGUGCUGCACCCCAGGCGCUCACUCAAGCUCAUCCUCGACUUCCUUGGCAUCGCCUGGAGCGACGCUGUCCUCCACCAUGAAGACCUCAUUGGCAAGCCGGGUGGUGUCUCCCUGUCCAAGAUCGAGCGGUCCACGGACCAGGUCAUCAAGCCUGUUAACCUGGAAGCGCUCUCCAAGUGGACUGGCCACAUCCCUGGGGACGUGGUGCGGGACAUGGCCCAGAUCGCCCCCAUGCUGGCUCAGCUCGGCUAUGACCCUUAUGCAAACCCCCCCAACUACGGCAACCCUGACCCCAUCGUCGUCAAUAACACACAGCGGGUCUUGAAAGGGGAUUAUAAAACACCAGCCAAUCUGAAAGGAUAUUUUCAGGUGAACCAGAACAGCACCUCCUCCCACUUAGGAAGCUCGUGAUUUCCAGAUCUCUGCAAAUGAACUUCAUUGCCAAGAAGAGAAGAAACUGCAUUUAAGUGGAAAUCGGACCUCUAAUCCAAGCAUAUUGCUUGCUAUUAAUCGCCAAAACAGGACUGCUGAUGAGGAAUGUAUUUGCAUAUGUUUGCAAAAGCUGAAUCAUUGAAAACGUACCUUGAAACUCUCUAUCUUUGGACACGCCAGGGUAGAGAAUGAAGGGUAUGGAAGUAGUCCGGCUUUUGAAACUUAGGUAUUUUAUAUUUUUCCCCUCAAGAACUUUUUUUUAACAGACAGAUUUGCCAUCCUCCUUAAUUUGCAGGACUGCCUUGGUGGCUUUGUUUGCUGGGACAAGGCCCACAAACUGUGCCUCUCCUAUUGACCCUUACUUUGAAUUCAAAGAAUCUAUUUAAGAAUUUAAUAUAUGAGGCUUUCUUUGAUUCCUCCUCAGUUCUACCUAGUUUCACAGAGAAAAAAAAAUACUCUUUGAAUAAAGUGAACAGGGGCUCAUUUGUUUAUGCCUUACUUUA
This is a messenger RNA of Chlorocebus sabaeus (green monkey), 2266 nucleotides long. NCBI's taxonomy places the organism in Eukaryota, Metazoa, Chordata, Mammalia, Primates, Cercopithecidae. The record is from RefSeq and is a predicted model, not a curated record.